Messenger RNA from Porites lobata, 6802 nucleotides. The record is from the annotation of a GenBank genome assembly. NCBI's taxonomy places the organism in Eukaryota, Metazoa, Cnidaria, Anthozoa, Scleractinia, Poritidae.
AUGAUGGCUAUUUUCUGUGGACUUCAUAUUGAUUUCUUAAUAUUUCUCCUCUUUUUUAGCAUUUUGAUGUUUUUUCUCUACCGAAUAUUUCGGUUUCCUCGGCCGACACCACACUUAGUUGAGAGCUUUCUUAAACGGGGGACAUUGACAAGACAUUCUCCAAUAAUUAUCGGUCAUCGAGGAGGAGGAUUAGAAGCUCCAGAGAACACGCUCGCCGCGUUUAAAUUAGCUAAAGAAAAUGGAGCAACAGGAGUUGAAUUCGAUUUAGACUUUACUAAAGAUGGCAUUCCUGUAAUAAUUCAUGACUCAACCGUGGAUCGGACAACAGAUGGAACAGGAAAAGUGUGUGACUUCACUUACGACGAGAUCAGACGGCUGGACGCAUCUGCAAAACAUCCCCUUAGGUAAACUUUUAUUAAAAAUUUCCGUGCUUAAAAAAGUGUUAUUCUUUGAAUCUGAUAUUGACCUACCGGUAUAUCUAGGCUCGGUAUAUUGACCCCAACGUUGUUUACAUGUUAGUGGGUGGCAUUCUGCCGGGAGGGGGACUACUUGGAUUAAUUUUUGCUGGGUAUGUGCCGCUGGUCUCUCAGAACCCCUACCCCAUUAUAGUCUAUUCUGUGGCUAUAUUGUAGAUCCCAUCUUAAUCAUUUUUUGAGAAAAAAGUAGUUUUAGCAAUCCCAACUUAGUCACAUUCUGUUUAUGCAUCUACCUUAUAAAGCCUUUUAUCAAGGUCAUCCAGAAAUAAACUGACACAUUUGUUAAACUUAAUGUGGUGUAAAUCUUUCUAUUUUUAAAUUGCUACAUACACUACAUACCCUGCGAGCAGAGGCUACAAUUUCGCUGUGUGAGCUGGCGUGCGAAAAGUAGCUUCUACCAACAACCGUUCAAAUCCAUCCAGUAAUCUGGACGAAUGAAUUAAAAAACGGGUCUUUUCCUGUUUGACCGGUUUAGAGCAUUGCAUGAGUCUUGCGUAGCAGAUCAGAGCUGUUGCAAUUUUUUUAUUUCCGUGAAAACCGUGAAACUUGUGCCAUAUUUUGACAACAGACCUGACGAUUAAUUUUGCUUGCGAAUCAUGUGAUGAAUUUCGUGCAUGCAUGAUAGAAAAUUGAACGGUUGUCAAUAGAGGCUACUUUUCGCCCGCCAGCUCACACAGCAAAACUGUAGCCUCUGCUUGCAGGGUAUACCACAUGGCACUGUACCUGAAUUUUCUAACCCCCAAAAUCCUUAAAAUGUGCAACCCCAUUCUCGUAACUCUUAUAAAAAUGCAACCCCAUAAUAGUCAAUCCAGUCGUGGAAAUGCGACCCCAUCCAGCAGCUCAUAGCAGUUAGCCUACUAUUGGGAAGUACCCCCAGGGGGCAUUUGUAAGUGUUAAAUAGUGUUGUUAUCCUGUUUACAGGGACAGGUUUCCCAAAGAACGUAUCCCACAUCUUCAAGAAGUAAUUGAUCUCUGUCUAAGCCUUGAUUUACAGAUGUACAUUGAUGUGAAAGCUGCAACACAAGCUGUUAAAGUAUAAGUUAUUUAAUUUACUUAUCAUAUAGACAGGAAAGCAUCAAUUCAUGGUUUUAAAUAGUUGUAAUAUACCAGGCUAAUAUCGUUAACUAAUGCAUUUUUCAGCAGCUAUUGGCAUGUCAUUGGGGGGAGGGGGUUGACCUCAGGGAACCCCCAGCCAUUUCACAACCAUAAAAUUUUCUUCUUGUUUUAUUUAAUAUCAGGAAUCAAAACAACCCCAGUCAACAGACAAGUCUGGCCAAGAUGGCCAUUUGUCUGGACAAACCUUCUGUUUGCCUGUCAUUUUGACCAGACACAGUGAUAAGUGUCAAGAAACACAUUUUCACAACAUUUUUACAGUUCAAGAAGACAAGCAUCUUUUUUCACUAGACUCUGUGUUUGCUUGUUGGGGCUAGUACAUCAUUUAAGGCAUUCUUGCAUUAUUUUAACUCUUUGACUGGUUUGCAGAGAGGCGUGGCUGAGCUAAAAUAAGUGCACCAGGCUGCGAAGCCCUGAACAGAAGUCUUUCUUACAGGUUAUGAACUUUUCAAGCCUUGUCCUAGCACAGUCUUAGAAAGCAUUCAAAGCAAGUUACAUUGCCUAAGAAAAUUAUGAUCCCAAAAAGAUUUUCACUGAUCCUUUACAUGAUAAUAAGUGUGAAGAUUUAAUGAAUGACUGUGAAAGGUCAGGACUGCAAACUACAGUUUCGUUUUGCAUUGCUGCAACCAAAAGUCACUCAAAGUGACAACCUUAAAAUCCAAAAAUUGUGGUCCUGCCACGAACUUCUGACUUGAUCCCAAAAUCUUGGAAAAAAUUAAAUAAUUUUUUAUCAAGAGUCCCAAAGUUUUGUUUUUGUGUGUUAAAACUUGUUGCACCAAGAUCUCAAACUUUCAAGCAUGAUUUUCAAGGAGAUUUAAUUUACCUGAACCACUAUUGGCCAUGCUACUGUGGGGGAGGAGGAAUAAAGCCUGCUAACUGAGGGUGCAGGCAUCAGUUGGCUCUGCAUGGUUUGAAUGAAGCAUGUGUGUUUUUGUGUGCAAUUAAGUAAGCAACCCCAGUCUCAAAUUAGGGACCUUACGAUCCAACAAUGGUGACGUCCAUGAAAACAUAACUGAAUAAUAGACUCAGCACCCUUUCAAUUAACCAUUUCGCUAUUAUCCCAAGUCGCCCAGUAACUAAAAGAGGGGAAUUUAAGUUAGAGCUAAGGAGAGGGGACCGCACCCCGGUUCAGACAGAGAUGGUAGAAUUUAUUACUUGGCCAUUCCCAUCCUUAAGUAAACUUAAUAUUUGGUCAUUUCAUGUCGUAGUUGUGCAGGGACGGUAAUGAAAUGUACAAAAAAGUGUGAUGCAUGUACAGAGUUGUUGUUUUUCUCAUUAAACCCACUGACUUUUUUACAUUGCCGUUGCGGUCGUCGUUUUAGUUUUGUAAGGCCCCUAAUAUCUCAAUGAGUUUUAACUUAAAAGUUAUCAGGCAGAGCACAAACAAAAACACCCCAAAAAACACCAGUUAUGCAGGCAAACGUCAGAGCUUAUGUGCCAUAAUAAACCAAGUUCUGAACAGACAGGAUGAUUGCAGAUGUGACAUAAUAUUAGAUCUAGAGACUUAGGAGUGUCAUAGCCAAAAAAACUAGCCACUAGUCAUGGAUUACAUCUGGUAACAUUAUAUUCCAACCAUUCAGCUAGUUACACUUUAUUACUUAACAGGCUGCGAGCAUCCUAAAAGAGGUAUUUGCCAGUCAUCAGUUGUAUAAUAAGGCCAUGGUGUGCUCAUUCUACCCCAAUGUUACUUUCCAGGUGAGAAAAGUAUUUAUCAGUAUUUUACAGUCAAAUAUGAAUAGGGUGUGAGCUCAGAGGUUCCCUGGAGUUUUGGUACUUAGUUACAAUGCAUGCAAAUUUCAAAUUUGCUUUAUUGUAUUCAGCAUGCAAAGAAAGUCGUACCUAAUAGCAGGAGGCUAGUGGAUUUUGCUAUUGAAUUCCGUUCUUAACUUGCCAGAUGGGCCAGUGAAUUUUUUUGGGUAAUUUAAUUUUUAAAAAUUAUACAAGAAUAAUGUAUGUAGUCAUCCUGCUUAUCAAAACUAUUUUUUCUUACAGGCUAGUUGUCAUGACUCAUGAAAGGCUGUGCUCUGCAAAAAUUGAAAGUAGCCCAGUGCUCUGAACCUGUGAAAUCCAGGGUGCCCAGUAUAUGAUUUCUAUCAAAAAGCUAAGAUUUUCCAGUCACUCGAGAACAAAAGUUAGGCGCCAGGGGACACCAGGCUCUGCUAGAGCACAGCCUUGGUCAUGGGCUACGCAGUACAUGCUACAACCUUAUUAUCACUUAUUUUCACGUGACUUUAUUUUCGUGAAUUUGGAAUAGAAAUAUUUUGCGAUUUUGACGAAUCAGCGUUUUCCAAGGUAUGGUAAUUAAAUUUCACAAAUCAAGUACACUGGUGCUUCUUUUUUAAACUUCCAUUCUUGCAUUUUAUUUAAACAUAACAGAAUAGAAAUGCAACAAGCAACUGGCUGAAAUGUUCAGCAAUGUUAGCAACAUAACAUCUUUUUAAAGUAGACUGAGAUAAGCAACCGAGCACUAUUUAACUCAGUGGCACUGCUGAUUAGCUUUUAGAUAACGAUCGCCUCAAUGUUUUCAAAUGGAUGGUUGUCUUCCCUUGAACAAGUUCAGAUAUUCCUGCUUUGUUCCAUCCUUUUGCAAUGUGCCGCUUUCCUUCGGUGCCUGUCAAGUGGUUGUAAAGGCUCACCAGCCAGGUGGCAUGUAAGGGCUUCAGAACAGAUAGCCCUAAAACGACCUCAUCAGUGCUGUUUCCCAACUCCAUUUGUUUCUGAACUGCGACCGAAUACCAAGUUGUAAACAUAUCUGUGCUUUAUCAACGAUAUAUAUGUUGAUGGCAAAUUUGAAGACUGUACUGAGGAAGUGUUGCAGGAACUAAUUCAGCAAGAUGAAUCAGAUGAUGAGGAAUAAGGACAUGCAUUGCACCGAAAUUUGAGCCCUCCUACUUGUAUGCAUACUCCUAGCAGAUGGAAAACUUAAUGAAAGGUUUUUAAAUGGGUCACUAAAUUAAUUUUGUGUCUUUAAUUUUUGUCGCACCUUAUUUUCACAGGUCUUUAAUUUUGCAAAAUUUUUUAAAUCGCAAAAAUCAUGAAAAUUAAGUAUUACGAAAAUAAGUGAUAUUAAGGUAGUUUUAGCUUGCCCUUUGGGCAGGCUUUCAACACUGAGACUUCUCUGUACCUUUGUUUGAAGUGUUAGGAAUAAUGAAAAUGGUAGUGGAGACAUAUGACUAAAUAAACCUUUUAGGUGAAAUUUUAUUAUUUUUAUUAUUUUCGUUUGUGUAAUAUAUCAGGUUAGACGAGCUGAUCCCAAUAUUUUGACUGCCCUCACAUGGGAAAAAAAGUUUAUAUCUAACUUUGACUAUGAUGGGCCACCCAGAUACAAGCAAUGGUGGAAGCAGAUGUUGGCUUCAGUGUUGGACAGAAUCUGGGAACUUCAUCUCCAUUCAUGGGUUUAUGAUUUUUUAGGAGUGGGCGUAUUUCUAUCACACACAGCUCAUCUUUCAAGGUUUCAAUUUAAAAAAUCUAAAUAAUGUUAAGUUACUUUUUAAUCAGCUAAAGAAUUUAGCUGAUUAACCCAUUCGCCCUUGGAGAUUUUGCGUUUUGAAUCUAGUCGAGUGGUUUUCCGGUCACUGUCGUGCUGUAAAGAGCUAAAACUUAACACAAAGCUGUUUACGGGUCGUACACUUCGUGGCCUUGUGAUCCAGAUGCAAAAUAUUAGCUUGCAAAGUUCGGGCAUGCACAGAAAGCAAAAUUUUCAGAUAGUUUUUGGGUUUAAAAAUGACACAGCAGUCUUGAUUGUCACUUUUCACUUUCUCUCCUCACGACUCCUCUUUCUCACUUUUCUUGCCUCAUUUUUUUUUCUCUUGAAGUCACAAGCGGUAUGUAGAAAGGACAUGGAUCUGCACAGGCGGUUACAGGGGGCUCAGGGGUGAAUGGGUUAAAACAUUUUGACCAAUCAUAAGUCAGAGUCCAAACAAUGGCCAAGAAAAGAUCACCAUUUUACAUGAUUGUUUCUCACAUAGAAUUUCUGUGUUACUUAGACUCAGACGGGACUUGGUUAUAAGUUAGGAAACAAAGGAUUAAAAUACAUGCUGCGUUGUAGAGAUUUCGUAGAAUUUGCUGUUCAAACCAAUCAGAAAUAGUAGAGACAAUAGUAAAGUAAGCACCUUUUUACAUUCCCACAUGUUCAUUGCAUUUGGUUGUUUCCUUCUUAUCUGGACCAGUACUUAAACAUCUAAUUUCACCACCAAACAUCAUUGCUUAUUGAGUCAGAGAGCAAAAGAAAAUAUCACUACAGAUAUAAUAAUACUGCUGAGACUUUGAACAGUUAAUUCUAUUCUUUAUUACCUGAGGAAAUUGAGGGAAAAAGUCCAGAGAAUGAUAAAAUCACUGAAACUCUCAUUUCUUUCAGGGAAUAUGUGAAGAAAUGGCAAGACAAAGGAGUUGAUGUUGUUCUGUGGACUAUUAACCAUCCCGCUGAGAAGGACUAUUUCACUACAGUGCUCAAAUGUCCAAUCAUGACAGACUGUGUCAAGGAAGUGCAGAGCAGACCUCACUCUAAUUAACAAUCAUGUAGUAAAUUAGAUUUCGAAUAGCAGGUUCAAUUAAUUUACUAUUUAAAAUAACAUUUUUAAACUUUUUCCUUUAUGUGUUACAUUGUGUAACAUAAUUUUUUUACAGUGGAGGAAAGGGUUUUGGAUGUUUAACUCUUUCUUUCCUAUAAUCGUGGCCAAAGAAACAAUUCACUAGAAAAUUCAAAUUUAUUUUUUUAACAUACUAAGAAAUAAAUAACACUACGUAAAAGUUCUGCCAAAGAGGUUACAUUUGAAUGGUACAAAUGUAACAUCUGUACAGCCAGGAUUUCAACCACAGAUUAAGAAGUUACAUAAACGAGUUAGUGACAAAUAACAUCACUAGUCUUGGACUGAACAGGUCCUAGGGUUUAAAAAUCUUGAUUUACAUGAUAUGUACAUGUACAGACAUUAUUUAUAUUCUAAACUAUUAAAACAGAAACUUUAAGUUAUAAUACAAAGGAGUGAAGGUUAUUUUAACUUAUCAUUGGCAUGAGUGCUAUUCAGAGAAAUUAACAUAUCAUACUCUUGUGUAUAAAGCUGUACAGUAAAAUCCUCAUUGGAAUUUUCAUUUUACUUUUGUUUUAUUGUUUUGUUUUGUUUGUUUUUUGUUGUUGCCUUGAACCAAGUCUAAAUUCUCUUCCCAACUAGCAAUGUUAUCUUACACCUGAGGGAUUUCACUGUAUUCAUCAGUAG